UUUUUUUUUUUCGUUCUUUCUAUCCUCGGUGAAUGUUAUAUCUCACAAACGAUAUUGGCCUUCUGCCCUUCUUCUUGCCAUUGGGGCUAAUUGGCUUUUAUCGUUAUUUAUGGUAUGCCGUCAAGCUCUUAGCAUGGGCGGUUUAUCGACCAGUCCAUCCUUCCAGCAACCCAACGUAUGAUUCUAAAACAGACGUCACCAUCAUUGUCCCUACCAUUGAUGCCGGCGAAGAGUUUCGAAUCGCAGCACGAAGCUGGCUUGCGUGCAAUCCAAAGGAAAUCAUCAUUGUGACGGAAACAAAGAUGCGAAAACCUCUACAAUCCCUAGCCGACGACAUCGAUCCAGACAAAAUUCGUGUCCUGACCGUACCAAGGGCAAAUAAACGGUUGCAGAUGGUGGAGGGGAUUAACGCCACUAACACGGAGAUAAUUGUGUUUGCUGAUGAUGAUGCAAUCUGGAAACCCACCAUGCUUGAUUAUAUUCUUGCUUGCUUUGAAGACCUCAAGAUGGGUGGAGUAGGCACCAGCCAAACGGUACAUGCCGUCAAUCCCAAUGGCCAUCAAACUGUUUGGGAAGUCCUGGCCGGAUUUAGAUUAACCAUUCGCAAUAUCGAAAUUGCCGCCUCUACUCAUAUCGACGGCGGAGUUUGUUGCUUGUCAGGUCGAACGGCUGCGUAUAGAUCACUUAUAUUGAAGGACCCGGCCUUUCAGUACGGAUUUACCAACGACUUAUGGUUGGGAAAAUAUCCUUUGAACUCGGGAGAUGAUAAGUAUCUGACCCGUUGGAUGGUAUCGCAUGGAUGGAAUACCCAUAUCCAAGUUACCCCGGAAGCCGAGCUAAGCUCCACCUUCAAGGAUAAUUGGCGGUUCCUGAAGCAGGUUUUGCGAUGGACGCGCAACACCUGGCGCUCAGAUUUUCGAUCGCUGUUUAUAGAGCGACAUAUUUGGCGACGAUAUCCCUAUGUCGCAUUCACCAUGGUGGACAAGUUGUUCAAUCCAUUCACUCUCCUUGUUGGUCCGAUUCUAGUGAUCGUAUUUUCUACCCAACAGGCACGUAACGCAGGUGACACAAACCCACCUCUUCCAGGAUGGAAUAUCGCCAUUUCAUACAUCGUUUGGUUACUCUUGACCAGAGCCAUCAAACUCCUACCCCACUUCUUCAAGCGACCGCAAGAUAUUAUUUGGGUGCCAGCUUGGCUCGUCUUCAACUACUACUUUGCCGUCAUGAAGAUUUAUGCGCUGUUUACACUGCAUGAAGUGGGCUGGGGUACAAGAGCUGGUGUAGCAACAGGGCUUGCGGCGGAUAUUGCCAAAGAGAAAAAGGAUCCCUCUGACACCACACGCUCCAGCGAUACGUUCAUUGAAAUGUCCCAUCUGGAAGGAGACGCCGAUUACAACGAACGCCCGUACCCUCAUCACCGACUCAGUAUGGCUCUCUCAGAGGAUGAAGAUCUCUUCUCAGCGGAAGAGUGGCAGUCCUCACGUCGUACCACCCGACCAGAGAGCAUUGAUCUUGGCUUCGAUAGCCGGCUAUUUCCAUAUAUGAGCGAGUCCAGUAGACCGAGAACUAGCAUCUAUGACUCAUGGACGUCAUAACAUCCUCCCACCCACCAAACUAUACCAUGAUAGCAUUCUACCCCAUACCUAACUUUUUUUUUGCCAUUGUAUUUACGGCUCGACAGCAUUUUGGCUGACAAAGUGAGGUCAUAUUACAAUUCUUUAGA
Umbelopsis ramanniana AG is the source of this 1723-nucleotide messenger RNA. RefSeq lists its product as uncharacterized. The transcript has a single exon. Lineage: Eukaryota; Fungi; Mucoromycota; Umbelopsidomycetes; Umbelopsidales; Umbelopsidaceae. The record is from RefSeq and is a predicted model, not a curated record. The coding region runs from base 33 to 1595 and encodes 520 amino acids.